CUCCGCCAAGAAUUAUCUUAGAACGUUAGAGUGAACCCUGGUAGACACAUCCACUGAUAAGAUAACGUUUUUUUGAACCCCGCGGUAACAAGGUUGCACAAAAAUUCCACAACGCCUUCAUCGAAUUUGUUUUCGCCAACAUAACCGACAUAUUUUGCAAUCUCGCUAAAUCCCAUUGCAAAUUGUUCACCAUGGAUCCCGCGGCAGGACCAGCUGCUCCUCACGAGCCUCCCUACCAAUACACAGCAAACCAGGGCUACGAACAGACAGAAGAAAUACCCCGCGAACUCCAGACCCAAAAGGACGACGGUGCCCUUCUCGAGCAGGAAGACGAUAAUGACUUUGAUGAUAUUUUCGAGGAGGAUUUCGACGAUAAUGAGUGGUCCGCUGAUGCGGGCGACUUGACAAAAUCUUAUAACCGUCAGCGCAAUGCCGACGGCACUGCUGCUCGCUCGAAUCAGCAGAAACCUACUGCGAAUACCUUUGCCAGCGUCGACGAUCAAGUAUCCGCCCUGUCAAAACACGCCGCCAAGCUUCGUCUUGACACUGUCAAGCAAGAUGUCGAGAAGGACAAGGACAAGGCCGACCGCGCCACAAGCGAACAAGUCCUCGACCAGCGCACCCGCAUGAUUCUCCUGCAGAUGAUCAACCGUGGCUUCGUUAGCGAGGUCCACGGUGCUAUCAGCACCGGUAAAGAAGCCAACGUCUACGGCGCCGUCCUCCACGAUGAUCAAACCGGCGAGGCUACCCAGCGGGCUAUCAAGGUCUACAAGACAGCCAUCCUCAGCUUCAAGGACAGAGAGCGUUACAUCACCGGUGAGCACCGUUUCAAGGGUGGCUUCGACAAGGGAAACAACAGGAAGAUGGUUAAGCUCUGGGCGGAGAAGGAAUUCCGCAACUUGCGAAGGAUCUACACGGCUGGUAUUCCCUGCCCGGAGCCCAUCAGCCUCAAGCUUCACGUUCUCGUCAUGGGCUUCCUCGGCGACCGCAAGGGCUGGGCGUACCCUCGCCUCCGUGACGCUACUCUGACGGGCGACGAUGUCGAUCAGCAGUGGUAUAAGCUUUAUGUCCAGCUGCUUGGCAUAAUGCGCCGAAUUUAUCAGGUCUGCCGUCUUGUGCACGCCGAUCUGAGCGAGUACAACAUUCUAUACCACAAGGAGAAGCUGUACAUCAUUGAUGUGUCGCAAAGUGUGGAGCCUGAUCAUCCUCGCUCUCUUGAGUUCCUGCGCAUGGAUAUCAAGAACGUGGGCGACUUUUUUAGACGCAAGGGCGUUGAUACGCUUGCUGACCGCGCUAUCUUCAACUUCAUCACUACCCCUGAGGGUCCUGUAGAAGAGCCAGAAAUGGCCAAGGCGAUCGAGACUCUGUACGAGACUCGCGCUGAUACGAGUGAAGACCAGGCUGCUCAGAUCGAGGUUGACAACGAGGUAUUCAGAAAUCAGUACAUUCCUCAGACAUUAGAACAAGUCUACGAUAUUGAGAAGGAUGCUCAGAAGGUGACACAAGGUGAAGGUAACGACCUUGUCUACAGUAAUCUACUGGCAGACCAGGUCAUCGCUCCCAAGAAGGACGGUGAAGACGGCGAAGACGGCGAAGAGGCACAAGGUUCUACAUCCGACUCUGACGAUGAAGGCGCAUCUCUCUCAGGUGACUCCAACGACGAGGCCAACUUCGAAAAGGGUCCUCCCCGCGGCCGUCGCUUCGAGGACAAGGAUGAGAAGAAGGCCCAUAAACAAGCCGUCAAGGAAGCUAAGCGCGAGAAGCGCAAGGAGAAGAUGCCCAAGCACCUAAAGAAGAAGAUCGUCGCCACAUCAUCCCGUCGCAAGAAAUAGACAUAAACACCAUCACUCUUGGCGAUUCCUUAUUCGCUUUCCUCCCCCCGUUCCGGGCAAGGGACCGUUGUAUCGAGACGCAGGGUCAGGUCCCCCCCCCUUUGCCUAAAGGAGGAAUAACACGAAAAGCUUAUAUCAAACCCCCCUUCCCCCCCACAGGCAAACUGCAAUCGGAUGAUGAAGACAUUGAUUCGUCGCCCGGAGAUGUCACCGCCGAGACGGUUUAGCAUUCCCCCCUUGGGAGUCUGUGUAACCUCCGGUUCCUUUGGCUCCCGCGGCGAUCUGAACGUUCCCUCCCUUUCCGUGGGGUACGUUUUGAACGAUCAAAGAGAGCUCUGACGAUUUGUAUUUUUUUUUUGCCUCCCGCUUCUCUUCCCGUGACGGAACGGUAUGGAAAAUGAUUCUCAGCUCCAGAUGAGGCUUGGCUGACCUCGGUUUUUGGGGGGUUUGAAAGAAAAGAGCACACCGGAAAAAAGAGUAACGACUUGAAUAUUAUGUAUGAAAUGCCCUGAUUUUAUCGCUCAGUUGUGUUUUAUACAACUCAAAUAGUAAAAAAGUCAACGUUGACCCUCCCCCCCCCUUUGACGCCAGUACAUGAUAACGUACAAUCUCAAUCUGAUCAUAAUAUCUCAAAUUUCUUCCUUCUGAAAGGUUCAUCAGCCGGUAGAUAAUGCCGUAACAGGACUGGUCAUGUUCAAAAGUAGAACUGCUGCUG
This is a messenger RNA of Fusarium verticillioides 7600, 2547 nucleotides long. RefSeq names its product RIO kinase 1. Lineage: Eukaryota; Fungi; Ascomycota; Sordariomycetes; Hypocreales; Nectriaceae. Gene Ontology annotation, molecular function: ATP binding; protein serine/threonine kinase activity. The coding region runs from base 192 to 1832 and encodes 546 amino acids. Gene Ontology annotation, cellular component: cytosol; preribosome, small subunit precursor. Gene Ontology annotation, biological process: maturation of SSU-rRNA. The transcript is spliced from 2 exons. The record is from RefSeq and is a predicted model, not a curated record.